UAAUCUAUAUGUUAAGACAAAUCAAACAAGAUCACACAUGACUAUAUUUAGGCUUACACAUUGAGAGAAUUUGAUGAGUCAAACAUUAUUUCAGCUGCUUCUUUUUCUUCCCUCUUCAAUUGUUGGCUCCUUUCUGUGCAGAUUUCCAGUUUUGGACUAUCCAGUACACAAGCAGGGAGGGAUAAGCAUCAAUAGCUAUUUGUGUAAAAAGUAUAUUUCAAAGAAUGGGGUAGGCCUAAGAACCCAAUCUGAUUUCUUGGAUGCUUUUUUUUUCUUCUGGGCAACUUGGGAUGGAAUUCUCAAAGUUUGAAUGGCUAGUUCCAGAUUGCAGAGGUUGAAGAAGAAGAAGAAGAAGAGGGUGGAAAGCCAAACUGUGAAAAGGUUGUCAAAAGCUGGAACCAGAAACGGAUUGGUCGGAAGAAUGGGGGAGAAUCGUCAGCAGAGGUCGUCAAGGUUUGGAAUGAGGAGCGCGGCGGCAGGCGAGAUAGUAGAGGUGCAAGGCGGCCACAUUGUCAGGUCCACGGGGCGGAAAGACCGCCACAGCAAGGUCUGCACGGCAAAAGGCCCCAGGGACCGCCGUGUCCGGCUAGCCGCCCACACUGCCAUUCAGUUCUACGACGUCCAAGACAGGCUCGGCUACGACCGACCCAGCAAGGCCGUCGAUUGGCUCAUCAAGAAGGCCAAACCGGCCAUUGAUGAGCUGGCUGAACUCCCCGCCUGGAAACCCCGUGACCAGAAUUUCGACUCUGGAGGUGCCAAUAAUGUUGCCGGACCUUCUUCUAGUAAGAGACCUGCUAUGAUGAUGCUCCCGCCGGAGAAACAAAAAGCAUCGAGCUUUUUGCCUCCUUCUUUAGAUUCUGACGCCAUUGCUGACACCAUCAAAUCCUUCUUCCCCAUGGGAGCUUCAGAGGAGGCAAAUUCUUCUUCAUCUAUGCACUUCCCAAGCUUCGGACAUCAUCAUCAGUCCGAUUUGCUGCCCCGAACAUGCAAUCAGACCCAAGAUUUGAGGCUCUCUUUACAGUCAUUUCAAGAUCCAACCACCACUAUCAUUCUCCACCACCACCAAGACCAGCAAGAACCUCAUCAGCACCACAAGAGCGCCGCUAGCCAUAGAGCCCUCUUUGAUGCUUCCGGCGGCUGGUCUGACCACCACCUUCCGGCUUGGAACGCUGGCGGAGAAGCAGCUGCCUGCAGUGCUGCAUCGGCGGAAACAGGAGGAUUCUUGUUCAGUUCGCCUCAUCAGCCAGUAUUUCAGCAGUUGCUCGGUGGGCCGAGUCAGUAUCUUUCUUCUCAGAGGGGACCCCUUCAGUCCAGUUACUCGCCUUCGAUUCGUGCUUGGAUGGACCAAUCAUCGGCCAUAGCCAUUGCCGCUGGUGUUGAACCAAACCAGCACUACCAAUCAGCAAUGUUACCCAUUUAUCCAUCACCUUCCCUACCCGGUUUGGGAUUCUCCACUGGAGUAGGAGAUUUGUCUGGGUUUCGCAUUCCUGCACGAAUCCAAGGUGAAGAGGAGCACGAUGGCAUUUCAGAUAGGCCAUCCUCUGCUUCCUCUGAUUCCCGCCGUUAAAUUCGCCCUUUCAAGCUUCACUCUUUUCCUCCCUCCAAGGUCUUGAUGCUUGACUGUUUCUUGAAGUCAUGAUUUCGUGCAAAAGAUGUAGUAUCUGCAGGAGAUCUUGGAGGGAUAGACUGGAGAGGAAUAUUACUGAGUCUAUGUCAACGGCGCGGCAACCACCCGUGGUUAGAUUCAUUCUGAGCAUAGUUUCAGGUGUUUCUAUCCCUGGUUUAUUCAUUUUCUGUAUUUGUCCCGUUAAAAUAAUAAUUCAACUGUUAAUCGUUAUUUCAUGUAUGGUUGAUUGAGCUUCCCGAGCUGAACUAUUUCCAGUUCUGUUGUGUGUUUCUGUUUUCGGACCAGUGGGUCUUCAAUGAAGUUUAUGAAUUUAG
This is a messenger RNA of Cuscuta campestris, 1941 nucleotides long. Lineage: Eukaryota; Viridiplantae; Streptophyta; Magnoliopsida; Solanales; Convolvulaceae. The record is from the annotation of a GenBank genome assembly.